AUGCAAUGCUAAAGUUGCUGGUUCCUGCGUUGGAGCUAUAAAAAUGAGUGACCGUUCCUUUGUUCAAGAAAGGGACCUUAGACAGUCGUUCAGACACCAAGAACUGAGGCAAGAAGAUGCAUUUUACGGGAGAACAGGACGAUCGCACCAGCAACAACAGCAAAAUCGUGGACAAACAGAGCAAGUCCAGACAUUUGCAGGAUGGGCCAUAGGACUUUCAAGUAGCGUGUUUGCAGAACACAUCCUGUCCCAUCCAUGUAUUGUCCUGCGUCGACAGUGUCAGGUUCACCACAAUGCCUCUUGGUAUCACCUGACGCCAUUUUCCCUGUUCCAUGUGAUUUUAAACCUGGAGAGAACACAGGGUCUAGGAACUCUAUGGAAAGGAAUAGGGAGUGUGUUUCUGGCAAAGGGAAUCUUCAUGGUUAGUGAAACAGCCAUCAGUGAAGUCACCCCCCUUCCUAAAGAGGUAUCAAAACACAGUCCACUUAAGAAGCACCUGCAACACAUGGUCCUGAAAGGGCUUUCGUAUAUGAUAGCUACACCAUUCUUGGCUGCCAGUCUCCUUGAAACUGUUCAAUCCGAUGUGUCUAGCGAGAGGCCUGGAACAUUUGACUGCUUAAUGGAAGGUGUGACCCGCGUGAUGGGAUGGUGGUCCCCACAAACCACACACCUCCUACCUGUCUGGAAACUAAUUCUACCAACAGCCAUCUUAGGCAUUGCAUCCUACACUAUUACGCAGCUUGCUAAGUACACGGUCAUCUCUACCAUCAAACUUGAGGAACAGGAGUCCAGGGCAAAUUCUUCUCCGGUGGAUGGACACACAGUUGCCAAAAAGAUGUAUGAGAAUUUCUUCACAGAAAUGUUAGCUAGCUUCACUGGAAAUCUGCUUGCGGACAUGAUGACUUAUCCAAUGGAGACUGUAGUUCACCGAUUAUAUCUACAGGGCACACGAACUAUUAUCGACAAUACCGACACUGGCAUGGAUGUAAUCCCCAUCAGCACACGCUACGAUGGCGUGGUUGACUGUUUUCGAGACAUUGUGAUUAAAGAAGGAUUUUCUGGGCUUUAUAAAGGUUUUGGUGCAGUGUUCCUUCAAUAUGUAUUACAUGCAGCUAUUCUACGAACAGCAAAAUUCCUUUUCGAGAAAAUAUCUAAUGAAUUUGGCGGUUCUAGGCAUUCUCCAAGACCGCAUCCUCCUACAGUGCCAAAGCAUCCUAAUCAGUGAGGAUUUCUUCGGACGGCAGGCUCUGACAUGUGGGAAAAGGAAGUGUGUGUGUCUCUAAGUAAUUCAUUUUAAAAUUAACGAAAAAAUACAAACCAGAAAUGUGAUAAUUAUUAUUUAUGGUGAUGUAAGAGACCUUGUAAUAGCUGAAAGAUUGGAAGACAAACUGCUCACAUUGAUGUAUGACUUGCAUUUCUACAUACGCAAAGAAAAAAAACAGUAUAAUCGAACCUAGUUAUUCUGCAUGUUUGUGUAAUGGAUAAUGGAUCUUUGUCGUUUUAAAUGAUUUUACUUUCUGGGUGGAAUCGUGAUUAAUGGACAGCUGUCAUUGAUAUCCUGAUUAAUUUAAUGGCUAUUUAUGUGUAUUAGCUGUAACUGUUUUACGGAUUCAUGAAAUUAACUAUUUUUGUUUUUCGAAUAAAUCUAUGAUCUGUUUGUGUAGUUCAGUAUUGGAAACUCUAAUUUUCUGGAUUUGAAGUUGAAAUUAAGAAGCUUAAAGCUUCAUUCUACUUCAAAACUUUCAACUGUCGACUUGAAACUCCAAUAAAUGAAAGGCUGCUUCCUGAUCAUUAGCAGAUAAAAGUUAAUUUCUGAUAAUUUUGUAUGGAUUUCUAGUCUGCUUUGGAGAAGCUGAAUAUCUCCAGUGGCUGUUUGAAGUCAACAGUAUUUGAUGUACAUGUAAAUAAACUUACGUUGUAAUAUAGGAUAGAUAAGGGUAAAUUUUUGUAUCUGAGAACAAAUGGAUAAAGAAACACCAUGAUCGAGGCAUAUUUCAUCAUUAAACCCAAUUGUUUUUUAGUUAUAAAAAAGAUAAUAAUGUUGAAGUUCUCAACACGAUAUAUGAUUGCUGCCAAAAGGAUUAAGAUCUAUUCACAUAUUCAGAUUUUUUUUUUGUUUGUUCAAGGGAGGAAAAUGUAAACAAGUGCUACUAUAUAAUAUACCGGUAGCUGUAUUCUUCUAAAAUACUGAGGUGCAGUUUUGAGAAAUGGUUAUCCUAACCCCAACUUAAACAUUUCUGACUAAGAAAAAUGUGAUGUGUAUUGAUCGGUAUAUGUGUCAUUCUGUUUUGUUAACUGGAAACCAGAGUGUUCAAAUUGAAGUUAAAGGAAAAAAUUUGUGUGAAACUUUGUCAAGAAGUCACAAUAAAUAGUUUCAGACUUGAUUUAGUUAAUGUGUGCUGAAAUUUUGUUUUGUUUUUGUUUUUUUAUAACACCAUAUUAACUGUGGAACUGCAAUGUUGAUCUGCAGCAUAUAUUUUGUACAAUUAUUAAAUUUGUGUUUCAGGUUUACCAUUGCAGUUGUGUGGUUAAAUUGAAUUUUUUUAUGAUCAGCUAUAAUUAAUUAAUGUAACUGUGAUUUGUAAUGACAUCUAGUUUCUCCUGUUUUGUUUUCUCAAAAGUAUGUAAUGUACUGCAAUAUGAUUUUUUAAAGUUGAUAAAUAAAAUUAUUUUUGUUUUGUG
This is a messenger RNA of Ylistrum balloti, 2682 nucleotides long. Its product is annotated as mitochondrial outer membrane protein SLC25A46-like. Gene Ontology annotation, biological process: mitochondrial fission; mitochondrial membrane fission. The transcript is spliced from 10 exons. The record is from RefSeq and is a predicted model, not a curated record. NCBI's taxonomy places the organism in Eukaryota, Metazoa, Mollusca, Bivalvia, Pectinida, Pectinidae. Bases 44 to 1225 code for a protein of 393 amino acids. Gene Ontology annotation, cellular component: mitochondrial outer membrane.